Messenger RNA from Lichtheimia ornata, 489 nucleotides. RefSeq lists its product as uncharacterized. Lineage: Eukaryota; Fungi; Mucoromycota; Mucoromycetes; Mucorales; Lichtheimiaceae. The transcript is spliced from 4 exons. Gene Ontology annotation, biological process: electron transport chain. The coding region runs from base 1 to 489 and encodes 162 amino acids. The record is from RefSeq and is a predicted model, not a curated record.
AUGUUCAUACCAGCACGUACCACCGUCAACAGCAUUUUUAGACCAGCCAUUCAGGCAAAUUUAAUAGCGUAUCGAUGGACAACUACACAAGUGACUCGACCUCAAGUUGAGCAUCGUCCCACGUCUGUAGAAUCAGCGUCUGGUGCUCCUGAGGAGCUCACCACGGAGCGCUCUGUGCGUAUAUUUUCACCAUGCAAAGCUGCUACACAACAAGGCGUCCAUGGUACACGGCACUGGAGCAUUGAUUUUGAUAUUAUACCUGAUGCAGAUCGAUAUGAAAAUCCAUUGAUUGGCUGGGCAUCCAGUGCUGAUUAUCAACAAGGUCUCCAAAUGACAUUUGAUUCUAAAGAGGCAGCGAUCGACUUUGCUGAGAGACAAGGAUGGGACUAUUACGUACAUGAACCUGUUGCCAAAAAGUUUGUCAAAAAAGAAUAUGCCGACAAUUUCAAAUACUCUCCAGGCCCACUCAGGUUGAUCCUUACAAAAUAA